GGUAACACCGCGGAUCUUCCUCCUCCUCCUCCUCCUCCUCCUCCUGCUGCUCCUCGCGGGCGCUUCCGGCGCGGCGGCGGCGGCGAAGCCCCUCGGGAGCAGCGGGGGCUCGUCGGGCCGGGGCAGGACAAUAGAAUUUCCAAGUUCUUCAAGUAUUCUUGCACAACGAGGAAAAAGAAGAGACAUUUCAGUGAAUGAGGAGUUUUUUGCUUCUAUAGUGUUUUCCUUGAGAAGUGGCUCUUUGAAUGAGGAUGACAAUGGAAGAGAUGAAGAAUGAAGCAGAGACCACUUCUAUGGUUUCCAUGCCUCUCUAUGCUGUUAUGUACCCUGUCUUUAAUGAGCUAGAAAGAGUAAAUCUGUCUGCAGCUCAGACACUGAGAGCAGCUUUUAUUAAGGCUGAAAAAGAAAAUCCAGGUCUUACACAGGACAUCAUCAUGAAAAUUCUGGAGAAAAAAAGUGUGGAUGUGAAUUUCACAGAGUCUCUUCUGCGUAUGGCAGCUGAUGAUGUAGAAGAGUAUAUGAUUGAAAGACCUGAACCUGAAUUCCAAGAUCUUAAUGAAAAGGCACGAGCACUUAAACAGAUUCUUAGUAAGAUUCCAGAUGAGAUCAAUGACAGAGUGAGGUUUCUUCAGACAAUCAAGGACAUUGCAAGUGCAAUAAAGGAGCUCCUUGACACAGUAAAUAAUGUCUUCAAGAAAUACCAGUACCAGAACCGGCGGGCACUUGAGCACCAAAAGAAAGAGUUUGUAAAAUAUUCCAAAAGUUUCAGUGAUACUCUGAAAACCUAUUUUAAAGAUGGAAAGGCAAUAAAUGUGUUCAUAAGUGCCAACCGACUAAUUCAUCAAACCAACUUGAUACUCCAGACCUUCAAAACUGUGGCCUGAAAACUGUAUAUGUUGAGAGUUGUACUUUUCAAUGGUGGAUAGGGUACCUUUAUAUGUAAAUUUUAAAGUUUUGACUGUAUAAAUUAUCAGCCCCUCUCGAGGGGCCUAAUGCAGGAUUUUGAAUGGGAUUAUUGCCAUCUUACACCAUAUUUUUGUAAAACAUUGUAGCUUAAUCAUAAUCUCACAAGAAAGAUUUUGCAUCACUUUUUGCUAUUAUCAUUCUUUUCAGAAUUAUAAGCCAAAAGAAUUUACGCCUUAAUGUGUCAUUAUGUAACAUUCCUUACAAGAAUUGUAAAUAUUUGGUGUUCUGUUUCUGACAUUUUAACUUGAAAGCGGAAAACUGCAAGAUUAUGUAUUUAACAAUAUUGGUGGCAAAUAUUCAAUAAAUAGUUUACAUCUGUUA
Messenger RNA from Vidua chalybeata, 1287 nucleotides. RefSeq names its product programmed cell death 10 (gene PDCD10). Gene Ontology annotation, molecular function: protein kinase binding. The record is from RefSeq and is a predicted model, not a curated record. The coding region runs from base 246 to 884 and encodes 212 amino acids. Gene Ontology annotation, cellular component: Golgi apparatus; FAR/SIP/STRIPAK complex. Gene Ontology annotation, biological process: positive regulation of MAP kinase activity; regulation of Golgi organization. The transcript has 8 exons. Lineage: Eukaryota; Metazoa; Chordata; Aves; Passeriformes; Viduidae.